Molecule: messenger RNA, 1814 nt
Organism: Gossypium arboreum
Lineage: Eukaryota; Viridiplantae; Streptophyta; Magnoliopsida; Malvales; Malvaceae
Product: pyruvate kinase, cytosolic isozyme
Exons: 3
Coding region: 146-1663 (505 amino acids)
Biological process (GO): glycolytic process
Cellular component (GO): cytoplasm
Molecular function (GO): pyruvate kinase activity; magnesium ion binding; potassium ion binding
Source: RefSeq, a predicted model, not a curated record
AAAACGGGGUCUCACUUAGUUUCCCUUUUCCUCUUACAAAUACUUGCUUUUAUUAUUAUUAGUAUUAUAUAUAUUUAAAUAAUUAAUUAAUUCUAAAAAAAAUUCAAAAUAAAGGAGAAGAACAAAAUAAAAAAUAAAAUAAAAAAUGAAUAAUGAUGUUGCUAUUGGAUCAGCUGUAAUGGAGAGUAAGCCGAAGACGAAGAUCGUAUGUACUCUCGGUCCUUCCUGUAGAUCCGUCCCUAUGAUCGAGAAGCUGUUGAAAGCCGGUUUAAGCGUCGCUCGUUUCAAUUUCUCUCACGGAUCUCAUGAUUAUCAUCAGGAAACUCUUGAUAAUCUCCGGGCAGCAAUGAUCAAUACCGGAAUCUUUUGCGCCGUCAUGCUCGAUACUAAGGGUCCUGAGAUUCGAACAGGUUUCCUCAAAGAUGGAAAAGUUCAGCUGAAACAGGGUGAAGAAAUCACCAUUACCACAGACUACGACAUAAAGGGUGACGAGAAACUAAUAAGCAUGAGCUACAAAAAGCUGGCCGAGGAUGUAAAACCUGGGAUGGUUAUCCUUUGUGCAGAUGGCACAAUCUCGUUUACCGUCUUAUCUUGCGACCUUGAAAAGGGUUUGGUUCACUGCCGGUGCGAGAACUCUGCCGUUCUCGGCGAGAGGAAGAACGUUAACCUUCCCGGCGUGGUCGUCGACCUCCCUACAUUGACGGAUAAAGAUAAGGAAGAUAUAUUGCAAUGGGGGGUUCCUAACAAAAUCGAUAUGAUUGCUCUUUCAUUUGUUCGAAAAGGCUCGGAUUUGGUUGAGGUUCGUAAGGUGCUCGGAGAGCAUUCUAAGAAUAUUCUUCUCAUGUCCAAGGUUGAAAAUCAAGAAGGGGUGGCAAAUUUUGAUGACAUCCUUGCAAAUUCAGAUGCAUUCAUGGUGGCACGAGGUGACCUUGGAAUGGAGAUUCCAAUCGAAAAGAUAUUUCUAGCCCAAAAAGUCAUGGUUUACAAGUGUAACAUCCAAGGCAAACCCGUCGUCACCGCCACCCAAAUGUUGGAAUCCAUGAUCAAGUCUCCCCGCCCAACCAGGGCGGAGGCCACCGACGUCGCUAACGCAGUCCUCGAUGGCACCGACUGCGUCAUGUUAAGUGGCGAAACCGCUGCCGGGGCUUAUCCUGAACUAGCUGUUCAAACAAUGGCCAAAAUAUGCGUUGAAGCCGAAAGCACACUCGAUUACGAAGAUGUGUUCAAAAGGAUUAUGAAACACUCCCCGGUACCAAUGAGUCCAUUGGAAAGCUUGGCUGCCACGGCUGUUAGGACGGCGAAUUCAGCAAGUGCAGCUCUUAUAUUGGUGUUAACGAGGGGAGGGAGUACGGCGAAGCUGGUGGCUAAGUACAGACCAGGAAAACCCAUUUUAUCGGUGGUGGUACCGGAGAUAAUGACGGAUUCUUUUGAUUGGUCGUGUAGCGAUGAAAGGCCGGCGAGGCAUAGCUUAAUAUUUCGUGGGUUGAUCCCGGUGUUGUAUGCUGGGUCAGCGAGAGCAUCACAUGAAGAAACGACGGAGGAAGCUUUAGGGUUUGCUAUAAAGCAUGCAAAGUCGAUGGGAUUGUGUAAAGAAGGGGAUUCAGUGGUUGCUCUGCAUCGAAUCGGGACUGCAUCUGUAAUCAAGAUCUUGACUGCUAAGUGAAAGUGAAAUUAAAAUUUGAGUUUAUUCAUGAAUUUUUUUUGGGAGAAUGUUUUGAAGACUUUUUAUUUUAUUUUACGUAAACUGUGCUUUUUAUGAAUAUAAUGCAUUUGAUUUUUUUAUUAAAAUUUACUAGGUUGAUUGAAUAAUUAAA